AUGCAGCUAAACAAUUUCUCUGGCAGCAUUCCUGUCGAAAUUGGGAAGUUGGUCAAGCUGGAAACGUUAUGGCUUUCAAACAAUAAUCUUUCCGGUUCAAUUCCUCAAGAAAUUGGAAUGAUGACAAAUUUGCUUCAACUGGAUUUGUCCAAUGACUCUUUGUCAGGUACAAUCCCUCCUACAAUUGGAAAUCUGAGCAAGUUAACCCAGUUUUACAGGUAUGACAACCAUCUAUAUGGAUCAAUCCCUAAUGAAUUGGGAAGACUCCGAUUUCUUCUGACGAUCCAAUUGUUGGACAAUAAUCUCUCUGGACCAAUUCCAUCUUCCAUAGGUAACUUGGUCAAUUUGGACUCUAUUCGCCUUAAUGGAAACAAACUCUCUGGAACAAUUCCUUCGACUAUUGGAAGCAUUCCACCAGAACUAAGUCAGGCAACCAAUUUACAUGUAUUUCCACUGUCUUCAAAUCACCUCACAGGAGUCAUUCCAAAAGAUUUAGGUAAUUUGACCUACUUGUUCAAACUCUCUCUCAAUAAUAACAAUCUUUCUGGGAAUGUUCCUAUACAAAUAGCAUCAUUGCAAGAUCUUGACACCUUAGAGCUUGGAGCAAAUAGUGAUCUCUCCUGCCUUGAUCAGAUGGUAAGCUUGACAUCUAUUGAUAUAUCAUACAAUCAGUUAGAGGGUUCACUUACAAACAUUCCAGCCUUCAAUAUUGCUACAAUUGAAGCAUUGAGAAAUAAUAAAGGCUUGUGUUGCAAUCUCUCUGGCUUGGAACCAUGCAUAACCUCACAAGACAGAUAUCAAAAUCAUAAGACUACGAAAGUCAUAUUGGUAUUUUUGCCUAUUGGUUUUGGGUACUUCAAUGCUAGGAUUAUCUACUCAAGAAUUGAAGCCACAGAAGAGUUUGACAAUAAACAUCUAAUUGGAGUUGGAGGACAAGGAAGUGUUUACAAAGCAAAAUUGAAAACAAAUCAAAUUGUUGUUGUGAAGAAACUCCACCCAGGACAAAGUGGACAAAUAUUUAAGGUUAAAGCUUUCUUCUUGGAAAAGGGAAGCAUAGAUAAGAUUUUGAAAGAUGAUGAACAGACAGUUGCAUUUUAUUGGAAUUGGAGGAUUUAUGCCAUUAAAGAUGUAGCAAAUGCUUUAUGCUAUAUGCAUCAUGAUUGUUCACCCCCAAUUGUUCAUCGAGAUAUAUCAAGCAAAAAUGUUCUUUUGGAUUUGGAGUAUGUGGCUCGCACUUUUGGAUAUGCUGCUCCAGAACUGGCAUUCACAAUGGAAGUAAAUGAAAAAUGCGAUGUAUAUAGUUUUGGGGUAUUAGCUCUGGAAAUACCUUUUGGAGAGCACCCUCCAGAUUUUAUAACCUCAUUGAUGGCAUCUUCAUCGACUGUGAUAGACAAAUCAAAACUUGAUAUUCCUUCAUUGAUGGGUAAGUUAGACCAACGUCUCCCUUAUCCUGCAAAUUCUGUUGUUAAGGAUAUAGUUUUGGUAGUAAGAAUAGAAAAUACUUGCUUAACUGAAAUUCCUCGAUGGCGCCCUACCAUGGAACAAGUUACCAAGGAGCUUGCAAUGUUGUUGAAGACAUCUUCAAUCUAUUAA
Molecule: messenger RNA, 1593 nt
Organism: Sphenostylis stenocarpa
Lineage: Eukaryota; Viridiplantae; Streptophyta; Magnoliopsida; Fabales; Fabaceae
Source: the annotation of a GenBank genome assembly